Molecule: messenger RNA, 1107 nt
Organism: Trichoderma citrinoviride
Lineage: Eukaryota; Fungi; Ascomycota; Sordariomycetes; Hypocreales; Hypocreaceae
Exons: 3
Coding region: 1-1107 (368 amino acids)
Source: RefSeq, a predicted model, not a curated record
AUGAAGCUGAGUCUCGGUCUCACGGAUGCCCUCCAGGGCCCCUACCUUGCGCGGGACUGCGUAAGAGCAUCGCUCGAAAUACGAGGGCCUGCCUUUCAAAAAUCGCCGCGCAUCUCGGCGAAGCUCGCCGGCGCCCUGAUGGUGUCGUAUCCCACGCAGAUUAACGCCGCGAGCCCUGGACAGGUGACGAAUGUGCUGUUUGAGCAGUCCAAGACGAUAGACUAUCGGGACCUGCAGUGGAGCGAAGACGCUUCCACUGGCGAGUCGAUAUACACCACGCCCGUCGAGUUCCAGUUCCCCGCCGGCGCCUGCUAUUGCGACAAGUCCAAGAAAUGCCAGCUCCCACCCACGAUGGACGUUGCCGAGCAGGGCAUGCGGGUCAAGGUCAAGUACACCUUGACCGUGUCCGUCGGCCGCAGCGUGCUCGGCCCGAUGACAAAGUCCAAGAGCGUGGCGAUGGAGGUUCCCUUCAGCUGCAACCCGUCCACUUCCAAGCUUCCGCGGUCGACCUUCGUCUUGUCGGUGCCGAUGGCGGAGAAGCCCGGCCAACAGCUCGCCCAACUGCGCAGCGCGGCGGAGGACCAGGAGCGCCCGGACGGCUCGUGCCCCUCGUAUAACCCGAAGUCCGCGCCGUGCAUCAAGCUCGAGUUCAUCUUCUCGCAGCCGGCCGUCCUGAUCCGAGGCCAGCCGACGCCGGUCCGGAUCGUCGUCCACACGCCCACGGACCUGAUCGAGGCGGGCAAUGUCUAUCUGCGGCACAUCUCGAUGGACCUGAAGUCGUCCGUCACGACGUCCACCGGCGCGUUGCCGAAAACAGUCACGCAGAGGAACCGCGGGCUCAGCAUGGCCGGGGCGGUCAAGAUUGACAGCGAGCUGUUUGAGCUCGAUUCGGGGGCGUGGGGCAACUUUUUCGUCUUGAACACCAAGCCGACGACGGAGUCUUGCGUGUUGAAGCUGGGCCACGUGAUGGAGAUGGUGGCGGGGAUAUCCAUUGGGCUGGGGAACGAUAUAAAGUAUGCUGGUGCGGCGUAUGAAGUGAUCGUGAUGGAACCACCGCCGGCGUAUGAAUCAACCACCAAAAGCGAAUGCGUAUCAAACGGCGAAUAA